Monopterus albus (swamp eel) is the source of this 5229-nucleotide messenger RNA. It is a transcript of the gene atp8a2, whose product is annotated as ATPase phospholipid transporting 8A2. Gene Ontology annotation, biological process: neuron development; phospholipid translocation. Gene Ontology annotation, cellular component: plasma membrane; trans-Golgi network. The transcript is spliced from 37 exons. The record is from RefSeq and is a predicted model, not a curated record. Gene Ontology annotation, molecular function: magnesium ion binding; ATP binding; ATP hydrolysis activity. NCBI's taxonomy places the organism in Eukaryota, Metazoa, Chordata, Actinopteri, Synbranchiformes, Synbranchidae. The coding region runs from base 215 to 3889 and encodes 1224 amino acids.
AAGCAGUGAGGAGAAGCAGCAAACUCUAUAUUCCGUGCACAUUGACGCUGGAUGGAGCUGUCCUCUAUGAUGUUACCGUCGCCUGUCUAGGCUACAAAUGAUGCUCCAUGAGCAUCUGCAGCAGCGAUCCCCUGCUCUGCCGCUGAGCCGUGAGCAUGCCACCCCUGCAGCUUCAUCGUACCAGCCUCACUGACAGUCGUCCACCUCCAGCAAGAUGUAUUUCAACCGGAGAGCCAAGAAGAUACACAGUGAGGGAGAGCAGUUAGUGUUGACCACCAUUAGGCAGGAGGCUUCUGAACUGCAGGACCCAGGCCAGGGCGCCAGUGCUACCAUGCGUGCCCGCCUCACAGACAGGUUUGACAAAAACUCACCUCUCUCCCAUCAAACCAACGGUGCAGGACCUGCUUGCUCGUCCUCCGGUUACCGCAAGGCAGAUGAUGAGAUGUCCGGGGCCACUUCCCAGGCGGAUCCACUAGACGCCACGGCGCGGACAGUGCUGCUCAAUCGGACACAGACCACCAAGUUCUGCGACAACCAUGUCAGUACCACCAAGUACGGGGUCCUCACCUUUCUGCCACGGUUCCUCUAUGAGCAGAUCAGGCGGGCUGCCAAUGCCUUCUUCCUUUUUAUUGCACUCAUGCAGCAAAUCCCUGAUGUAUCACCGACCGGUCGCUACACCACGCUGGUCCCGCUCAUCUUCAUCCUCACCGUGGCCGGGAUCAAAGAGAUCAUAGAGGACUAUAAAAGACACAAGGCAGACAACACCGUCAAUAAGAAGAAGACAACAGUGCUGCGGAACGGAGCCUGGCAGACCAUCAUCUGGAAACAGGUGGCAGUAGGAGACAUAGUGAAGGUGACCAACGGCCAGCACCUUCCAGCUGACAUGGUCAUACUGUCCUCCAGCGAGCCACAGGCCAUGUGUUACACUGAGACCUCCAACCUGGAUGGAGAAACCAACCUAAAGAUCAGACAAGGUCUCUCACUCACAGCCGGUUUUCAGACCCUGGAGGAUUUGAUGGUGCUGUCUGGUUUUCUGGAGUGUGAAGGCCCCAACAGGCACCUGUAUGACUUCACUGGCACGCUGCGGCUGGAGAACCAGAACCCAGCUCCCCUGGGUCCAGACCAGGUGUUGCUGCGUGGUGCCCAGAUCAGGAACACUCAGUGGGUUGUGGGAAUUGUCGUCUACACUGGGCAUGACUCCAAACUGAUGCAGAACUCCACCAAGGCGCCCCUGAAGCGCUCUAAUGUAGAGCGAGUGACCAACAUGCAGAUCCUGGUCCUGUUCUGUAUCCUGCUGGUCAUGGCCCUGGUCAGUUCUGUUGGUGCUGCCAUCUGGAACAAAGAACACACUGAAGAUGCCUGCUGGUACCUGUCCCGCACUGGUGCCAUCUCCACUAACUUUGCAUAUAACCUGUUGACGUUCAUCAUCCUGUACAACAACCUGAUCCCCAUCAGCCUGCUGGUCACUCUGGAGGUGGUCAAGUUCACACAGGCCCUCUUCAUCAACUGGGACGUGGAGAUGUACUACUCAGAGACAGACACGCCGGCCAUGGCUCGGACGUCCAAUCUUAAUGAGGAACUGGGGCAGGUGAAGUAUCUCUUCUCUGACAAGACAGGAACUCUGACCUGUAAUGUCAUGCACUUUAAGAAGUGUACCAUUGCGGGAAUAACAUAUGGCCACUUCCCUGAUCUUGACUGUGAUCGUUCAAUGGAGGACUUCGGCAACCUGCCGUCCAGCAGCCAGAGCUCCACAGAGUUUGAAGACCCAUCUCUCAUCCAGAACAUUGAGAUGAACCAUUUUACGUCGCCUCAGAUCUGCGAGUUCCUGACAAUGAUGGCAGUGUGUCACACAGUGGUCCCAGAGAGAGAAGAAGACCAGAUCAUCUACCAGGCCUCUUCACCAGAUGAAGGAGCACUGGUCAAAGGGGCCAAGGGACUUGGCUUUGUCUUUACUGCAAGGACACCGCAUUCAGUCAUUAUUGAAGCUAGAGGAAAAGAGAUGAGCUAUGAGCUGCUGAAUGUACUGGAGUUUUCCAGUAACCGCAAACGUAUGUCUGUGGUGGUCAGGACCCCCAGUGGGAAACUACGGCUGUACUGCAAAGGAGCUGAUAAUGUCAUUUUUGAACGUCUGACUGAGGCAUCCCAGUACAAAGAAUUAACUGUGUCUCAUCUGGAACAGUUUGCUACUGAAGGCCUGAGGACUCUGUGUUUUGCCUAUGUAGACCUGGAGGAAGAUGCCUACCAUGAGUGGCUAAAGGAAUACAAUCGGGUCAGCACCGUACUCAAAGACCGUGCUCAGAAACUAGAGGAGUGUUAUGAACUACUGGAAAAGAAUUUACUACUUUUGGGGGCCACAGCCAUAGAGGACCGUCUCCAGGCCGGCGUGCCAGAGACCAUCGCCACUCUGAUGAGGGCUGACAUCAAGAUCUGGGUCCUCACCGGAGACAAGCAGGAGACCGCCAUCAACAUAGGUUACUCUUGUCGUCUGGUGACACACGGCAUGUCUCUCAUCAUUGUCAACGAGGACUCUCUGGAUGUAACUCGGGCCACGCUGACAGCUCACUGUUCAUCCCUAGGCGACUCUCUAAGGAAGGAGAAUGAGCUGGCGCUGAUAAUCGAUGGUCAGACGCUGAAAUAUGCCCUCUCCUUUGAGCUUCGCCAGGCCUUCCUCGACUUGGCAUUAUCUUGCAAGGCUGUUAUCUGCUGCCGAGUGUCUCCAUUGCAGAAGUCAGAGAUUGUGGAUAUGGUGAAGAAACAUGUGAAAGCCAUCACACUGGCAAUAGGCGACGGUGCGAAUGACGUGGGAAUGAUACAAACAGCUCAUGUUGGAGUGGGGAUAAGCGGCAACGAGGGCAUGCAGGCCACCAACUCCUCUGACUACUCCAUAGCACAGUUCUCCUACCUAGAGAAGCUGCUACUGGUUCAUGGGGCAUGGAGCUACAAUCGUGUCACCAAGUGCAUCCUCUAUUGUUUCUAUAAGAAUGUGGUGCUCUACAUUAUAGAGCUCUGGUUUGCCUUUGUGAACGGCUUCUCUGGCCAGAUCCUAUUUGAGCGUUGGUGUAUAGGUCUCUACAACGUGAUAUUUACUGCACUGCCUCCGUUCACUCUGGGGAUAUUUGACCGGCCAUGCAGCCAGCAGAAUAUGCUUAGAUUCCCACAGCUCUACCGAAUCACCCAGAAUGCCAAGGGCUUUAACACCAAGGUGUUUUGGGGCCACUGUAUCAACGCAUUGAUUCAUUCAAUUAUUCUUUUUUGGUUUCCACUAAAAAUGUUAGAGCAUGACUCUCCCUUCAGCAACGGUCAGGGAAAUGACUACCUGUUUGUUGGGAAUAUGGUCUACACAUAUGUGGUAGUUACAGUGUGUCUGAAAGCUGGAAUGGAGACCACCGCUUGGACCAGGUUCUCCCACUUGGCAGUAUGGGGAAGUAUGGCUCUCUGGCUGGUCUUCUUUGGUGUCUACUCGGCCAUCUGGCCCGUCAUCCCCAUCGCCCCUGACAUGCUGGGCCAGGCUGGCAAGGUAAUGCAGUGCUGGCACUUCUGGCUGGGCCUGGUCCUAGUGCCUACUGCAUGUUUACUUAAAGACAUUGCUUGGACCACCACACGUCGCACUGUGAGGAAGUCUCUUCUAGAGGAGGUGCAAGAGCUGGAGGCACGAGCCGUCGACCCAGGGGCAGCUGUGCUUAGGGAUGCCAGUGGCCGCAGUCUCAACGAACGAGCCCAUCUGCUGACAAGAGUCUUUAGGAAAACACCUUCAAGUGUAGGACGCUCAAACUCGGUGCAACAGACUGUGUCACAUGGCUAUGCCUUCUCUCAGGAGGAGCACGGUGUGGUGUCCCAGUCACAGGUAGUGCGCUCCUAUGACACCACCCGUCAACGCCCCAGCCUCUAGCCCCACCCCUGACUAGGACUCUGGCUCACCAUUGCAACACUUGUCAGCAGAGACAGACGUAUGUGACACCCUGAUGCCAGGUGGCCGACCCCUACUGUGGCCUUACUGGAACUAUGAUCUGACCUCUCGCCAGGGGUGGGGGUCAUGGAUGUGGUGUGGAGGCCGCUGCUGGCGGAUAGAGUACUGACUUGAGAGAAGGGAACAGGCCAGUUGGUGGAAUAAGCAUUCUUAAAACUCACACAAGCUGAACAGGCAUGAGCAAUCGUAUCCACAAACAGACAUGACAAGUCAAACUCAGAAACUGCUACUCAUAUGUGUACACCCCCCUCAUACUGGUUUAUUCCACUGUGUGUUAAUGUGUGAGCGAAUUCCAGUGUAUCUCUAUCUCACCAUGCAUGUAUGUCUCCACGCAUUGACGCUCCUGUGUUUGUGUGCAUGCGUGUGUAUGUCCGCGUGUUUGUGUGCCAGCUUCCACAGUUCCCUCUCAGCUCGCUCUCUUGAGGUGGGUUUAGCUUGCCUGUCAUUACAUGCCGAUGUGGGAGGGGACAUAACAAAGUAAACACAAACACAAUCAUGCACACACGGUGCUGAUGAAUUCCUUAAAAAGGGGCAGACAGAGGGACUCCUUGACCAAGGGCAACCGUAGAGACAUACCUGCCCUUAUACCAUCGUAGCACCAAACCGCACUGCCAAACACCACAGAGAUGCCACCGAGGCAGAACGCUCACCCCAAAUUGGACCACCACCCUGCGGCUCCCUGUCUUUACCCCACUGGGACCUCUUCUUUCUUCUCUCUGCCUUCUUCUUCCUUCCUUUCUCUCCAUCUCCCAGCGGCUCUGCACCUUUGGCAUCUCUCUUCUGCUGCACAUCUCCUCAUCAUAGCCACUUUUUAACUCUUCCUGUGACGCAGCCUGUUAAGCAUCAGCUGAUGUAGAACCAACAAGUCGGUCAUUAGCGCGUCCUCCUUCAGUUCUGAUGGAUUUCCACUCUUUCACACAUUGUUUCUUCUUCAUUUUUUCUUUUUUUUUACUGAAGUGGACAUUAUUGUGUAUGUAUUUAUAAUUAUUUUUCUUUUCAUUAAUGCCUGUUUUUGUACUCCUAAUGUAUUAGAGAGAAUAUUUUGCUUGAACUAAGGCUAACAGGCAUCCAAACAGAAGGGAUCUGAUUGAGACACUCGGCUGGAUCAUGUGGUUUGGUCUGUGAUUUUUUCGAAUGUAGAGUCCAUUGUCUAUGUGCUCUGUGUUGAGGACACCCUGCUUCAGGAAUGCAACACUGAAGGGGUGAGAGAGGGGUUGUCCAUCUGAGUCCUAAUCAUUAAAUCUAAUCAAUACUUGGCCUGA